AUGUUUUCAAGAGUUAUUAGACCAGUCAGAGCUAGUUCUUUACAAUUUGUGAGAUUCCAAUCAUCAAGUGUUUAUAAGGAUGCUUUGGCUUUGUUAAAGACCGAUUUAAAGAAAGCCAUGUUGGCCAAAGAUACAUUAAAAGGUUUGAUGUCUGGUAUCAAGAACAAGGAAAUCGAUACUAAGCCAGCAAAUCAUAAUGAAUUUUUACUUUUUGAAUUAUAUAAUAAAUUCAUUAACCAAAGAAAUGAAUCAGUUAAAGAAUACCAAGAUAAUAAAAGAGAUGAUUUAGUCGAAAAGGAAUUAAAAGAAAUUGAAAUCAUUAAAUCUUAUAUUGAUCAAUUACCAGUUGCUUCAAUUGAAGAAAUUGAAACUAAAGUUACUGAUUUAAUUAAAGGUUUACAAUCCGAAGGUAAAGCUAAAAACAUUGGUGAAAUCAUGAAGAGUGUUGAUUGGAAAGUUGUUGAAACUGAAUGGAAGGCUAGUCAAAGUUCAGUCAGAACAGCCAUUGCUAAGAUCCACAGAUCCUUGACACAAUAG
Molecule: messenger RNA, 537 nt
Organism: Hansenula ciferrii
Lineage: Eukaryota; Fungi; Ascomycota; Saccharomycetes; Phaffomycetales; Wickerhamomycetaceae
Gene: AIM41
Product: Aim41p
Exons: 2
Coding region: 1-537 (178 amino acids)
Cellular component (GO): mitochondrion
Molecular function (GO): carbon-nitrogen ligase activity, with glutamine as amido-N-donor
Source: RefSeq, a predicted model, not a curated record